This is a messenger RNA of Suillus subaureus, 1554 nucleotides long. RefSeq lists its product as uncharacterized. The record is from RefSeq and is a predicted model, not a curated record. NCBI's taxonomy places the organism in Eukaryota, Fungi, Basidiomycota, Agaricomycetes, Boletales, Suillaceae. The transcript is spliced from 8 exons. Bases 1 to 1554 code for a protein of 517 amino acids.
AUGAAGGAGAAGAAUGUGAUUAUGGACGAGGUCCAUGACAUGGUUCACAAGCUUGUGGCAAAACAUGAUGUACCAGUCACUGUUGCCAACUGUCUUGGAAUGGUUGUCAAAGGUGACAUUAGCACACGCAGUAUUUGGCAUGUAUUCCAGGAGGCAGAGGUUGCAGCAGAGGUUCAGAUGGUGGACAAAAUUAUGCAAGUUGAUGGCAUCACGUUAAGUGGCGAUGGAACAUCUCACAAGAAUAUCAAUUACCAGUCCCAUCAUAUCACAUACACUGCCCAUGAUGGCACCGGGGUUACUUGCUUCGCUGGUGUUCAGCAUGAGGUUAAUCAUACCAGCAAAACCCAGCUGCAAGGAUGGAAGGACAUGAUACAUGAGAUGUGUACCAUGUACAAUGAAUGUAUGGUUGGUGCCACAGCAGGCAUUGCAGACCCAAGGGAGCUUGUCACGAAGGUGAAGGGCACAUUGAUAGAUCAUGCUGAGGAUCAGAAAAAACUCAUCUGCCUCUUCAGAGAAUGGAAAGAACUUCACAUGGAGAUUGGCCAGGAGCAAUUUUCUGCCCUUACCCUACCUGAAAAGGAGUCUGUAGAUUUCUUUGUAUGGGCAGGAUGCUGCAUGCACAAGGACCUGAAUGCUGGACGUGAUGGUGUUGAUGGGCUGGUUCUGUUGAUGAACCAUGAUAAUGUGGCAGCCACAUUAGGAGGGCCCUCCACUGCACAGGCACAUGCAGUGUAUGUUUCCCAAGGGGGAGCUGCAAAAGCACUCACACUCACAGGUUCUGUCUUCUGUCAUAAAGAUGACAAGAAGGGUCAACAAGAUUCUCUUCGAUUUUUCCUUGAGGCACAACUUGAUUACUUCUCGCCUUGGCCCAACACAAGCAACACCUACUACCACAGUAAUUGUGAUGGAGCCAGUGAGUGGCUUGUCCAUGAAAACUUGUAUGUUGUCUACCCCAAGAUCAUCAUGGACAGGAAGGAUGCUUGCACACACACAAACAUCGAACAAAAUGUCUAUUAUGCUUUCAAAUGUGACAAAAUGAAGCAGGAGAUAUGUAUCAGCCACCCAUAUUUUCACACUGUCUGUAACUCCUCAGGAAACAUCCUUGACCUCAGUCCCCUCCACUAUCAGCUCAUCACCCACAUCAAAAAGCUUAUCGCCAACAUCAAGCUUGUCUUUGGAACUGAUGCCACUUAUGAGACUGCCACAUUUGAUGGAAAACCAUUUGAGUGGCUGGAAUCAUUUUGCAUCAUUCAGCAGAUUGCCCAGGACAAUACAAAAUACCCUCACCUUUUGCUCGAAACUUUUAUCCACUUCUGCCACAAGUUUGCCACCAACAGUAUAAUUGCACAUAUGUCACCGGAGGAAUGCAAGCUAGCUCACAUGAAUACCAUGAAUCACAUGAAUACCAUGAAUAACAUGAAUGAGGGUGCAUUGGGGUCCCUUCAAAAGAAUCAGACAGGAACAUACAUGAAAAUGGUGCUUGAUCCAGGUGCAUGCAGAUACCUGCACAAAAAGGCUUGUAUCAAUGACACUGCUGGAGCCGAGAAGAAAUGA